GCUUCUCCAUCUCACCUCUUUCACCGCUUAUAAAUACCUCCCACCGAACAAUUCUCUUUCCCACCCCAAAAAUUCACACAACAACAACAACUCAAAACUCGAUUCAUUUCCAUUAAUGGAGGAAGAGAGAGAAUCAAAAAUUGCAGGAAAAAGAGAAGAAGAUAGAGAAAAUGAAGGAGGAGAAAUCUUCUGUGGCAUAGAUUUUUACGUCUUACCAGAAGGAUGCAUCGCAGCCGUUACUUCUUUCACUAGUCCUCGUGAUGCGUGUCGUUUCGCUUCCAUUUCUAAAAUCUUCAAAUCUGCUGCUGAUUCUGAUGCUGUUUGGGAACAUUUUCUGCCGUCUGAUUAUCGUGAAAUUAUCGUGAAAUCAGACGGUGCUCAGUCUCUCUUGGAUUCUCUCUCCUCUAAGCACCUCUUCAUGCAUCUUGCUGAUACUCCUCUCCUCAUUGAUGAUGGUGCUAUGAGCUUUUCACUGGAGAAAUCGACGGGGAAGAAGUGCUUCACUAUUGCUGCUAGGAAUCUGGCGAUUACGUGGGGUGAUACACCUAAAUAUUGGGCAUGGCAUUCUGUGCCCGAGUCGAGGUUUUCUGAAGUAGCAGAGCUUGUUGCUGUUUGCUGGCUUGAAAUCAAAGGGAAAAUAAAAACCUCCCUGCUAUCUCCAAACACAGAUUAUGCUGUGUAUCUCGUCUUCAAGAUGACUGAAGGAACCUACGGGUUUUAUUCACCUGUAGAAGGUGUAGUUAAAACUGCUGGAGGCAAAGUCGAAACCAGAAAUGUGUAUUUGGAGUCCCGGGACAUGUACCAAAUCGUUCCCAGGCGUGUUGGUAUUUUCAACCAGUUGAGGGGACGAGUGCAACCGGCUGAGAGACAAGACGGUGAAAAGCUCCCAAAGCAAAGAGCGGAUGGGUGGCAGGAAGUCAAAAUUGGCGAAUUCUCGACUUGGAUGGAUGUAACAGAUGGAGAAGUGGAGAUGUCAGUAUUGGAGGUGAAGGCUGGGAAUUGGAAAGGCGGUUUACGUGUUGAAGGGAUUGAGAUUAGACCAAAAAUGGUUAAGAAAUGAGAGGAUAAUCAAUGGAUGUUGUUUGCUUUAAUCUCAGGUAAUAUUUUAUCCCGAUCGAAAUUGCUUGAUGAGAAGAUUUAUAUCUGUGUGAUCUAUUGUUCUCGAGCAACUGAACCCUCUCUUUUAUGUGCGUCAGAUUUAUUAUGAUCAGUGUAAUUUUUUUUUUCUUCUGGAAGAGUUGUAAAGUUGUUUAUUGUAGAGAUGGGAGAGUUGUUAGCCAUGGUGCAAAUAAAAUCUCCGCAGCAGAUUCUGCUCUUUUCACUUGUCUGACAAUGUGACUUUACGAGCUUUGUGGAAUGCAGUAGAAUUUUGUGUA
This is a messenger RNA of Beta vulgaris subsp. vulgaris (sugar beet), 1376 nucleotides long. RefSeq names its product putative F-box protein PP2-B12. The coding region runs from base 116 to 1060 and encodes 314 amino acids. The transcript is spliced from 3 exons. Gene Ontology annotation, molecular function: protein binding. NCBI's taxonomy places the organism in Eukaryota, Viridiplantae, Streptophyta, Magnoliopsida, Caryophyllales, Amaranthaceae. The record is from RefSeq and is a predicted model, not a curated record.